Messenger RNA from Purpureocillium takamizusanense, 1043 nucleotides. RefSeq lists its product as uncharacterized. The record is from RefSeq and is a predicted model, not a curated record. Lineage: Eukaryota; Fungi; Ascomycota; Sordariomycetes; Hypocreales; Ophiocordycipitaceae. Bases 136 to 1017 code for a protein of 293 amino acids. The transcript has a single exon.
CUUAAAAGUAGCUGGCCUUGGAGUUGCGACUCACCCGGGAGUUGAGUUCGAGGGUUGAUGAUCAAUUGUUUGAUGGUGGCGGCGCGUCUGGUCGGUGCAGACGGGACGGAUUUGUAAACUGGCCGGAGGAAAGAGAUGUCCGGACAUCCGUCCCAAGUCGAUUGCGUGACCCCGUCGAGUUGGGUUCAAGGAUCCGUGAUCCCGAAGCGUCGGUCAACUGAGAUUGACGUUCUUAAAAGCGCGUUCGUUCCCUCGCAAGAAAGUCCAGGACUCGGUCUUGCAAAGCACAAUCUGGGACUCAUAUACACACAUACACCCUCAUCACGUAUUGACAAAAUGCACAUUCUCCUUCUCGGCGCCACCGGCCGCACAGGCAAGCAUGUCGUCUCCCAAUUACUAUCCCAGGGCCACACCAUCGUGGCCCUCGUCCGCGCCGAAAGCAAACUCGUCCCGCAACCGGGACUCACCAUCGUCACCGGCACGCCGCUCUCCAAGCCAAACAUCCGGAGGGCCGUCCACGCGACCCCCGGGCUCGUCCCCUCCGCCGCCAUCAUCACGCUCAACACGGUCCGCGCAUCCGACAGCCCGUUCGCCGCUCAGCUCUCGCCGCCCAGGUUCCUCGCCGACUCCACCGCCAACGCCUGCGCCGUCCUGCGGGAGGCCGGCGUCGCGCGCGUCGUCGUCAUGUCCACAGUGGGCGCGGGCGACUCGUGGGCCAAGCUGCCGUGGCUGAACAAGGCGUUCCUGGGGUGGACCAACAUCCGAUACGCGCUCGAGGAUCAUAACCUCGUCGAUCGAGAGAUUCGAUCCACCGAAUUGGACUGGACGCUUGUUCGGGCGUCUAGGCUGGAGUUUGACGACGCGAAGCAGAAGACGGCCCCUGUGCAGACGCUGGAUGCGACGGGUGCGGGGAUGCGCAUGGCUGAUAGCGUGAGCGUUGCCAGCGCGGCCACUUUUCUCAUCAAGGUCGCUGUGGAAGGGCUCUUUGUGAAGCAGGCGGUGGUUAUACGGGAUUGACGCCGUCACGGAUGUUGCGAACCAGU